Molecule: messenger RNA, 2500 nt
Organism: Aspergillus welwitschiae
Lineage: Eukaryota; Fungi; Ascomycota; Eurotiomycetes; Eurotiales; Aspergillaceae
Product: stress-regulated transcription factor RPN4
Exons: 1
Coding region: 198-2375 (725 amino acids)
Biological process (GO): regulation of transcription by RNA polymerase II
Cellular component (GO): nucleus
Source: RefSeq, a predicted model, not a curated record
UCUCCGGUUGGCACGCUUCGCACUCAUACGCUUGGCCCCUUGAAAGAGUUUAGUGGGGGCCGCUGGUGCCAACAACCUACCUACCUAUAUUAUAACCUUCAGUCGACACCCGGUGGCAAAUUCCGUGUCUAUACCUGCCCACCACCCCCCCGUCGGCGUCAUUCUCCCUUUGACGUCCAAUCGCGAACAAGCACAUUAUGUUCAUGCACCCUGCUGCACGUAAGGGUUUGAUCACUGAACCAACUUCCAUCCCGUAUCUCAACUACCAAGAUCCCGUUUGCAUACAAGACGACCAGAUCCUCGACUACUCUCAAGAGACCGCUCUCCACUUUCUCGGCCAACAACAACCUCGACUGCAGACUCCUUUCCAGUACCAGCCGGAUUUGCAGUUCGUCUCUCCGCCGUCUUCCGCUCCCUCCUCCCCUACUUCCUCACCCGCCUCCACCAUUUCCCACUAUCCUGCGACAACAGCGGUUGCCGCAGAUUACUCUUCUGCCGUCUUUGACGGCAAUUCCUUCGAGGCCCCUUCGAUGACACCUUCCUCCUCCUACAACCCUUCCAUCAACAUCCAUCACUCGGCAUCACCACCUUCACAAGCCUACCUUCCCCAAUAUACUCAGCCGUACUACUUCAACGGUAACCCGAUGUUGGCACAACAAUCUGUCGCGAACAACCACGGUUGGGAAGGCAACUUGCAGCUGUUGGGCCCAGCUCGCCUCCAGAACAAUUUACUGAAAGCCUCUGCUAGUCCAUCAUCGAGCCGAUCUGCACCUGCUGGCAGUUCUUACUCGAGGACAAACGGUGUGGCCAAGCCUCUGCCUACUCCCGUCCAGACCCCCGUCCAGACCUUCCAAGAUGGUAGCCAGACCGACGCCGAUCUUGCUAUGAGACGGGCCUUCCUAGAGCAGCAGCAGCAGCAGCAACAGCAACAGCAACAGCAAAAGCAAUCUCGUCACCAGCAUCAGUCUAGCGACUACUCACUAGCGCCUUCUGUAUCGAGCGUGAGUCACAACUCGCCAGUGACUCCUCACACGGGCUUCGAAGACCUUGAUGACGCAUCGAAGGCGAUUGUAAAUGGUGAGAACCGGUUUCCCGACGUAGACAAGUGGAUGGAUGAUUACUUACGCCUCGAUGCGCUUUCAGACUACACCAACCACAACGCGAACAACAACAUGACCAUUGGCAUUCCCAAGCUCAACCGCACGAUUUCCGACAUUUACCAGGACGAGCUUUACAACCCCGCCAUGAUGUCUACUCCGCAGAUGGCUAAGCCCGCGACGAACCAGCAAAAUCUCCUGACACCGUCGUUCCGGAAUGUGAUUGCCGAUCGCCUUCAGGCUGCCAACCAGGGCCACUUGACCGCACGGUCCCAGUCUCCCAUGGUGAGCAUGCCGCGCGAUCGCUCGCCCUUCCGUCAGAACUCUCCCCUGGCCGCUGAGUACAACCAUGCGGCUUUGCAACAGCCUCAGAUGGCCACCAGCGCCCCUACAUCUCAAAAUGGGGUGAACAUGGGCCAGGCGGCUCAGGGAGAGCCCAAGACGAUGUCUCCCAAGGAUGCACUGUUGGACUUCAACGAGGGCGACGAUACUGGAUUGCCUCUGUUCCCCCCUUCGUCACAGCCCGACUUCAAUCUGGGCGAUGCGCUGGGCGGACUCCGUCGGGAGAGUUCCGGCUCAUUCCAGCCGACUCAAAAUUUCACAUCGAUGGAGUCGUUCCCCAGCCAGUACGCUACGCAGGGUACAUCCCAGCAGUUCCCCUUUGGUCAACAGCAGCAGAACCACCGCCAGCCACAGCAACAUAACACCAAUCUGCUGCACCAGACUCCCGAGUUCCCCGCAUCUCUUCCUCGGUUCGACUCUACGGGUAGUGAUGUGCUGCCCUCGACUGAGAUGACCUCCCCACAGGCAUCGGCGAAGAUGCCGAUGCAGGCACCGCCGGUCAAGGAAGAGAUCAGUCGACCGGAGAAUACCUCGGCCGACGGAGGUACCUACACCUGCACAUACCACGGCUGCACCCUACGCUUUGAGACUCCGGCCAAGCUACAAAAGCACAAGCGUGAGGCGCACCGUCAGACCACCCCUGGCGGUCAUCUGGUCACUCGCGAUACGUCGGCCCGCAAUUCGCAGGCCGGACCACACAAGUGUGAGCGCAUCAAUCCGUCUACGGGCAAGCCGUGCAACUCUGUGUUCUCACGGCCCUACGAUCUUACCAGGCACGAGGACACGAUCCACAAUGCUCGCAAGCAAAAGGUGCGGUGUCAUCUGUGCACGGAGGAGAAGACCUUCUCGCGCAAUGAUGCGCUCACCCGGCACAUGCGCGUGGUGCAUCCGGAGGUUGACUGGCCCGGCAAGCAACGGCGCAGAGGGCGGGAGUGAAGCUUGAGUGGAUCAGCUCCAGUUUCCAGCCCCCCUUCUUUUUUUCCCUUCCCCCACUCCUCCCUCUCUGAAUUUCAAUUGAGAGGUAAGCCAGGGGGGGGGGGGUGUGGUGUGUGCGGAGGAUG